Entamoeba invadens IP1 is the source of this 498-nucleotide messenger RNA. Its product is annotated as 60S ribosomal protein L21, putative. NCBI's taxonomy places the organism in Eukaryota, Evosea, Mastigamoebida, Endamoebidae. Bases 1 to 498 code for a protein of 165 amino acids. The transcript has a single exon. The record is from RefSeq and is a predicted model, not a curated record. Gene Ontology annotation, biological process: translation. Gene Ontology annotation, cellular component: cytosolic large ribosomal subunit; ribosome. Gene Ontology annotation, molecular function: structural constituent of ribosome.
AUGCCAUUGUCGAACGGACGCUUUAGACGUACUCGUAAAUUGUUCCGCAGACCUUACAGAUGCCACGGCCUUCAGAACACUACGACUUUCCUCCACAAUUACAAAAUUGGCGAUUACGUCACUGUGAUGUGUAACUCCGCCGUUCAGCAUGGCCUUCCUUUCAAAAGCUUCCACGGCAAGACUGGAAGAGUUUGGAACAUUAACCCACACGCAAUCGGUGUCAUGAUCAACAAGAAGGUGAACAACAAAAUUCUUUUGAAGAGAUUCCACGUCAGACCAGAGCACUUGAUGCCAUCAAACUGCCAGAAAGACUUCCUCGCCAGAGUUAAAGAGUCCGAAAAAAUUAAGCUCCAAAACGUUCAAUUGAAGAAGGAAGGAAAGCAAACACUCGCACUCCCAAAAAGAAUGCCAGUCUUCCCAAGAGGAGCUGAAGUCCUUAAGAAAGAUUCUAUUAAGUUCACCACUAUCAACCCAAUCAAAUUCGAAGAACUUUAUUAA